Molecule: messenger RNA, 2048 nt
Organism: Sphaerodactylus townsendi
Lineage: Eukaryota; Metazoa; Chordata; Lepidosauria; Squamata; Sphaerodactylidae
Gene: ANKMY2
Product: ankyrin repeat and MYND domain containing 2
Exons: 10
Coding region: 204-1568 (454 amino acids)
Molecular function (GO): protein binding
Source: RefSeq, a predicted model, not a curated record
AGCUGCGGAGCUUGAGCAGGCGCAUUUGCGCGAGUGCCGGGAGGGGGCUGUUAUGGUUGCUGCGCUCCCGCUGAGCUUGGUGGUUUGUUUCUGGGGUCGCACGGAUAUGUCCAGGAAGGCUCUGUAGUGGGACUGUUAACGCAGAGCUGCUGAGAAGGAGAAUAGGGAUACGAAUAGUAUAUAUUGCUUAAAAUAGCUAGCCCAUGGCUCCUUUAAAGAAAGGGGACUUAAGCGAGGAGGAGAAAGAGCUGCUGGAAGUGGUUGGGAAAGGAAACACUGAAGAAGCUGCAAGGCUACUAGGCAACAAGAAUGUCCGGGUCAAUUGUUUGGAUGAGCAUGGUAUGACCCCUCUGAUGCAUGCAGCAUACAAAGGGAAAGUUGACAUGUGCAAAUUGUUGUUGCAACAUGGGGCUGAUGUAAACUGCAAUGAACAUGAACAUGGAUAUACUGCCUUGAUGUUUGCUGGGCUUUCAGGCAACAAAAAAAUCACCUGGAUUAUGUUGGAGGCUGGAGCCGAGACAGAUGUUGUCAACUCUGUGGGAAGGACUGCUGCUCAGAUGGCUGCCUUUGUAGGUCAGCAUGACUGUGUGACUGUUAUCAACAACUUCUUUCCUCGAAAAAAGCUAGACUACUACACAAAACCACAAGGAUUGGAUAAAGAACCAAGGCUUCCAGUUAAGUUAGCUGGGCCUCUGCAUAAGAUCAUCACAACUACUAAUUUGCAUCCUGUCAAGAUAGUGUUGUUAGUGAAAGAGAAUCCUCUCCUGGCUGAAGUUGAAGCGAUGCAAAAAUGCUACUAUGUGUUGGAUCUAAUUUGUGAGAAGUGCAUGAAGCAAAGAGAUAUGAACGAAGUACUGUCAAUGAAAAUGCAUUAUAUCAGCUGUAUUUUCCAGAGAUGUAUCCUUUUUCUUAAGGAACCUGAGCAUACUUUGGAUGGAUUAAUUAAAAGCCUACUAAAAGGCAGAGAUAAAGAUGGCUUUCCAGUAUAUCAAGAGAAACUCAUCAGAGAGUGUAUUCGAAAAUUUCCUUACUGUGAAGCUACAUUGCUCCAGCAGCUUGUGAGAAGCAUUGCUCCAGUUGAAAUUGGCUCUGAUCCUACAGCAUUCUCUGUACUCACACAAGCCAUUACUGGCCAAGUAGGCUUUGUGGAGGCUGAGUUUUGCACAACAUGCGGGGAAAAGGGAGCAGCCAAAAGAUGUUCGACAUGCAAAAUGGUGAUCUACUGUGAUCAGAACUGCCAGAAAAUGCACUGGUUUGCACACAAAAAAGUAUGCAAGAUGCUAAAAGAGGCCCAAGAAAAGCAGGAAAUAAAAGCUGCCAAUGAGAAAAAACGGCAAGAAAGAAAGCAAAAAAGAGAAGCUGUACAAGCAGCAGAAUCUAUUUCAAAUCAAGAACAGUUGGUCUCUGGAAACACUAAAGAGAGAGAACCAAAAUGUGAUGGGGAUAAAACUGAAGAAAUCAUUCCCAACAAGCAGAUACCUAUAUCACCAUUUUCACCUGACAAUCUCUCUGAAGAGUCUAAUUUAACAAAUACUGCUGUUGCAAAAGCUUAUGAAUCAGAGGAGUAAGUGAGGUCCAGCUGGAGAGAGAAACUUUUUGAAAAGAUGUGCUGUUUACUACAGUGUUGUGAAGCACAAGUCUACAGGGUGCAGUUGUGCUCACUCAAUCACAUAUGUUGUGAUUCAACAUAUGGCGACUUGCUUGUCCUGUAUAAUUGUGUCACACUAUCCUACAUUCUGAGGACAAGAGCUUAACCAUCUGGUCAAAAUCAGAAUAGCCUGUCCAUCUGUCUUUGUAGCUACACUGAGCAGAGUAGACUUUAAAUGUGUUUCGGCCACAGAGGCAUUCGCUUGCAAAAUGAAAACUUGUGUGUUGCAUUGAAAUAACUCAUGUUAUUAAAAUUUAUAUUGAGUCUCUUUGUACUAAAAUAAUAUAAAUGAAGUAAAUUAACAAUCAAACCCCUGUUAAACAAUGUGGCUUUGUCAUCUGAAAAGCAAAUACUGCAUUCUUCUGGAACUUCAACUAUAUAUUAAAAAUGAAUUUUGCUA